Cantharellus anzutake is the source of this 907-nucleotide messenger RNA. RefSeq names its product GPCR fungal pheromone mating factor. The record is from RefSeq and is a predicted model, not a curated record. Gene Ontology annotation, biological process: G protein-coupled receptor signaling pathway. Bases 69 to 842 code for a protein of 257 amino acids. The transcript is spliced from 5 exons. NCBI's taxonomy places the organism in Eukaryota, Fungi, Basidiomycota, Agaricomycetes, Cantharellales, Hydnaceae. Gene Ontology annotation, cellular component: membrane. Gene Ontology annotation, molecular function: mating-type factor pheromone receptor activity.
AUGCUAUAUCUGCAGUGCGAUGUCGCGAGGUUAGCAGAACUUCUUCCUCCCCCAGCCCUCAGGCUUUUAUGACUGCAGAAUUGACAGCAUUUUCGGUGCUGUCUGGUGUUUCGAUCUUUUUACUCCUCGCAUCCCUUCCUGGUCAUCUAGCGGCUAAAAAUCAUGCUGUUCUUCCAUUCGCUUGCUGGUCACUUGUUGGCUGUUGUGUUUACUUCAUAAACUCUCUCCUUUGGCAGAAAAAUGCCCGUAACUUUGCACCGGUUUGGUGCGAUAUAUCUUCUAAACUUCUUGUGAGUUUGGAGACAGGUCUUUCUUCCUCGACGCUGUGCAUCAGCCAUCAACUAUUCGACAUUAUGACCAAACCAUCACUCUUCCAGGGUGCCCGUGAGUUUCGUGGGGGAAUCACUUAUUGUGUUGGUUUGGGCAUUUGCGCCCCCUGCAUGGUUAUGGUCAUUCACUUUGCCAUCCAAGGGCAUAGGUUCGACAUACUGGAGGGCAUUGGAUGUGAACCGUCGGCGCCAGCUAAUCGGCUGAUGACAUCUCUACUUAUCAUCUGGCCCCCGGUAACAGGGAUAGUCUCAAUCGUCUACACUGUGCUAUCUGCCAAAGCGUUCUUCAUACGAAGGCGCAUAAUUCCAUCGCAUCAGAUCUUGCGUCUCCCAGCUGGAAACAGCGCUCGUUUCGUUCGGCUUGUAUCUUUCGUAAUUAUUCAGACUUUAAUUCUCAUCAUUUCGACUCUAUCACUCGUAUACGCCAACUUCAAACACCGUUGGGACACUUCAAUGUCUCAGUCGGAGCUUUCUACCGUGCGGGCUUUCCUGAGCAGAGGAUCUUGGGUCUGAUGGCUGAUUCUCUAGGUGGUACUAGUUCCCCGCGAUUUGCUUAAACAAUAUCCAUCGGUCUGGCU